CUUAGCACUCUGCCUCAUUGUGAGUGUGAGGACCAACGCGCAGAGGAACGCAGGACAGAAAAAGAAGCUUUGUUCUUUGUCCACUUUGCGCAGCGUCUGCAGCUAAAUGCACCACAAUCCACUCGGAUCUUCCGUUUAAUGGGGACACAUUAAACUCUUGUCUUACUGUUGUCGGGGGAGCUUUGGAGGGACGCACUGAGCAGCACUGAUGUGAGAUCCAACAUAAGGAGACAUGUCUGCCGCUCAAGGACUUCUCAACAGCGUCUUCUCUUGCUCCUCUCCCGCGUCCAAAGCCAUAACCAAACGGAGGCUACGCCAAACCCGGAGUCUGGACCCUGCUAUAAUAAGACACUCUGACACCGGCACGGAAGGAGUAAGCGGGGCAUCGUUAGGUGGAGUAGUGGCUGCCGACGCAGGUGCGUCCCCGGAGCGCUUGGCUGUGAAACCGGCUUUACGCACCAAGGCUCCGACGUUAAAGGAGCCCAUAACCCCGUCUCUCUCCUCUCCUUCCAUACCUUUAGACGUUUCUCCAUCCUCCAAUUUCCACUUUGACUAUGACACAGUGAAACGUGCCAAGAGGAAUACCGCCGGGGAUUUACCGUUUCUGGUAAGGGGGCCCGGCGCAGCGCCGUCCGGGAGCACCAACACGCUCUUCUCCCCACGGAGGUGGCUUCAGAGGAAAGUGCAGCCAUCAAGCUCUCACGCAUACGUUGUGUGGAAAUCAGAGGGUGAUUUCACCUGGAGCAGCCUGUCAGGACAGGGCGUGCGCCUGACGCCGGUUGCCAUCCAGAGCCUGUCGGAGCUGGAGAGGGCAAGGCUGCAGGAAGUGGCCUACGCCCGUUUACACCAGGACUAUGACCUGGGAUGUCAGAUAACCAUGCCAAAAGAUGGACAGAAGAGAAAAAAGUCGCUGAGGAGGAAGUUGGACUCUCUGUCGAAAGAGAAGAGCAAAGACAAAGAAUGCAUACCCCAGGCCUUCAGCAUACCGCUCUCACAGGUCAUCGCUAAUGACAGAAUGCACAGGCAGCGUCAGGACGGCUAUCAUCAGGACCAUUCACAACGUGAGGAGCACAAGGACUCCUCUGACCUCGUCUCAUCCAUUUUACAGUUUGCCACUAAGCGGCCCUCCAAUAAGGAGCUGUCCAGCAGUAACUCCUCUUUGAGUUCCACGUCAGAGACAGCCAAUGAGUCGACGUCACCCAACACGCCAGAGGCGGCACCGCGAGCUCGCAGGAGGGGAGGCAUGUCAGUGGAUUCGAUCACAGAUCUGGACGACAACCAGUCUCGCCUGCUCGAAGCCCUGCAGCUCUCUCUGCCGGCCGAAACACCGAGUAAAAAGGAGAAGCACCGGGACAAAAGGCUGAGCCUCAAUCCCAUCUACCGUCAGGUGCCUCGGGUGGUGGACAGCUGCUGUCAGCACAUCGAGAAAUACGGUUUGCAGACUGUGGGGAUCUUCAGAGUGGGAAGCUCUAAGAAGAGAGUCCGACAGCUACGUGAAGAGUUCGACCGCGGCAUUGACGUCCAGCUGGACGAGGAGCACAGCAUUCACGAUGUGGCUGCUCUGCUGAAGGAGUUCCUCAGGGACAUGCCCGACCCUCUUCUAACCAAGGAGCUCUACACAGCCUUCAUCAACACCACAUUGUUGGAUCCAGAUGAGCAGCACAAUGCCACUCAGCUACUGGUCUACUUGCUCCCAGCAUGCAACAGUGAUACUCUCCACCGCCUGCUGGAGUUUCUGUCCACCGUGACCGACCACGCCCAUGACAGACAGGACAAAGACGGGCAGGAGAUCACAGGGAACAAGAUGACGUCUUUGAACCUGGCCACCAUCUUUGGCCCCAACCUGCUCCACAAGCAGAAGAGCUCGGACAAGGAGUUCAGUGUCCAGAGCUCGGCCAGAGCAGAGGAGAGCACGGCUGUCAUCGCCGUGCUGCAGAGGAUGAUCGCCAGCUACCAAACCCUCUUCAUGGUGCCUCCGGAUUUGCAAAAUGAGGUUUUGAUGAGCCUGCUUGAGACGGAUCCAGAUGUGGUGGACUACCUCUUGAGAAGAAAAGCGUCACAGAGCCCCGACCUGUUGCAGACAGAGGAGCCUUUCACGCUGAGCGAGCGUCAUUCCUCCAGUGACUCCAACAAGGCCUCCAGUGGCGAGGUGUCCCCUUAUGACAACAACUCCCCAGUCCUGAGCGAGAGGAGAGGAGAACCUGGAAUCCCAGGCAGCGAGCCGCUCUUCCGCAUCCCAGGACCGUACAGUCUGGUGGGGCAGCCUGGAGCUGAAACUUGGGGUCCCAAAGAUGCCAUAUCAGAGGAGCAUGCUAACAUCUGGGGGACAUGGCACACUACUCUGAAACCAGUACUCAAGGACCAAGCAUAUGCAGGUUCCCAGGGCAACAUGUCAGAGGGAAGCUCUCGCAGCUCACAGGAAGGACUCGAUAGUGAUGGCAGACAGCAGACAAUGCUCCAACGGACUCAGACGGCGCCUGGCAUCGCCGAGACCAGACCCCACCCGCCGGUCACAAGGGCAUGUACGAGCCCUAAUGUACACACCAGACAGCCACGCCUGCAGCUCAACAUCAAGUCCCCUGUGACGUCACACCUCAACAGCCAAGGACUCAAUCGGGCAAGUGGACUUAACCCGACCUCCAGACCUCAAGGCGGCGGGGCGGGCAGUGGCGAUGGCGGCCCCACAGUGCUCAUCGACGGCCACACUCCUCCCCCUUACAACGCCUCUCAUCGACUGGCUGGUUCGCAAAGUUCACCUCAGCUGGCGACAGCUCAGCGGCCCUCUCUGAGUGCAGCUCAAAGUAACUCAGCCUCAGCGACAGAGGCGCAAAUGGUGCCGCACAGCCCGGAGUGGCAGGACUGGCAGAGGGACCGGUGGCAGAUCUGGCAGCUGCUGUCCUCGGACAAUGCUGACACACUGCCCGAAACGCUGGUGUGAUCUCAGACAAUGAACUGCAGCUUAAUCUCUGUAGAGGUUCUGUUCCCCCAGCCAACCGAUGGCAUCAUCCAACCCCUCCAAUGACAGUCACUCCUUACCCCUACCUUCAUGUUUUCUCUCACCCUGCCUUUCAUGGAUUUCACCCUUUCUGUGAUCCUUCUCUGCUUCUCCUGUAUCUUUAGCGCCAUGGAGUCGUUGUUUACGUGCACAGCUGCUGCCUUACGCAGACUUUUACAUCCAAGAGCCACUAGUAUUUCUUGUUUAGUAUGGAUGUUAAAAAGUUGCUUCUGUUCCUAGCCUCAAAAAAAAAAAAAUACCUCAAAAACUGUCCUUUCGCAACUUUUCAGAAUGUUACCGUGACUAAUUUUCUAUUCAUAAUGAGUUCAGUCUCCAUAUCUCAAUGGAGAACAGUAGGAAAAACGUUUGUUUCUUUUCAGUUUGAUUUGAUUUUCAAUUUUUUGUAAACUUUCAGCAUACAGACACUAAGAUGUACGUAUUAGUAAUUGCUGCUAUUGUAAUUGCUGUGGAGUUUUUUUUGUGUGCGUACUGGUAAUAUCGUUCAGCCACAUUUGUCUGAAAAGAUUAAAUAUCAAGUUACUUUUCAGUGUCAAAUUAUGUAUGGCUGCAUAUAAACAAACUGUUGACCAACAUGCCUAAACAGUAUAUAUGUAAAUUGACAUGUAAAGUAUAUAAUUUGCUAAAAGUAAGUCAGCCCUUUAACUGUCAGUCUACAUGUGGGUGUUUGUCAGACUGCUGUUUCUUGUCUUUAAUAUUGAAUGUAAAAUACUUCACUUAUGGCAGAAUGUGUAGACCUAAAUAUAAAGCACUCAGCUGUAA
Molecule: messenger RNA, 3775 nt
Organism: Scatophagus argus
Lineage: Eukaryota; Metazoa; Chordata; Actinopteri; Scatophagidae
Product: rho GTPase-activating protein 6-like
Exons: 14
Coding region: 233-2938 (901 amino acids)
Biological process (GO): signal transduction
Source: RefSeq, a predicted model, not a curated record